AUGCGGUCUAAGACUCUAAAAAUAUUUCGUCUCGUGCUUGAGAAAACUCGGGGUGCUAAAAAUUCUUCUAUUGAGAUUGAUGCUCCAAGACUCGUGUAUAUGAGUCUUAGAGAUCACCAAUCUGUUAGGAUUGUGGUGAAGAACUUGAGCUCCUUGUUCAUGGUCGAGAUUGAUAGUACACUUACAGUCAGUUCCAGUCCUUUUGAACCAUUGUUUUCAAGGAACAAAGAUGCUAUGAGUAAUGUUUUCGUGGGUAUGUCUGGUGUAUGA
This is a messenger RNA of Microthlaspi erraticum, 270 nucleotides long. The record is from the annotation of a GenBank genome assembly. Lineage: Eukaryota; Viridiplantae; Streptophyta; Magnoliopsida; Brassicales; Brassicaceae.